Spodoptera littoralis (African cotton leafworm) is the source of this 381-nucleotide messenger RNA. NCBI's taxonomy places the organism in Eukaryota, Metazoa, Arthropoda, Insecta, Lepidoptera, Noctuidae. The record is from the annotation of a GenBank genome assembly.
AUGGCAGUUUUAAAUACUUUUACACUGUGCUACAUGAUAUUUUUCUUAUCAAGCCAGUGUUGUUUUGCAACGUCUGUACCAUUAUCUACAGGAACUGAAACCCGUGAAGCUACGACAAGGGGCUCCAGUUUUUACCACAACGUAAUGACCGCAUUGCUGCAAAAUGUCAACGAAAAGUCUUAUAAUAAUACAGUUAAAAGUCGAUAUAAAAGAGAUGAAGAAGGAUUGUCGUCAUCAGUAAUGGUGCGCCUGAUUGUGAAGUUACUCAAGACUAUAUUGUUUGCAAAAGCCGAUGACGAUGAUCAUCCACUGUCUAAAGCAAGAGCCGAACCCGUUGUAAGCCACAUUAAGACCAAAUUCUUCGGGCCCAUGUUCGAAUAA